Engraulis encrasicolus (European anchovy) is the source of this 4529-nucleotide messenger RNA. It is a transcript of the gene rcbtb1, whose product is annotated as regulator of chromosome condensation (RCC1) and BTB (POZ) domain containing protein 1. Bases 411 to 2006 code for a protein of 531 amino acids. The transcript is spliced from 12 exons. Gene Ontology annotation, molecular function: protein binding. Lineage: Eukaryota; Metazoa; Chordata; Actinopteri; Clupeiformes; Engraulidae. The record is from RefSeq and is a predicted model, not a curated record.
CACCGCGAGAAGUUUUGGCCUUCCUGCGUCCCGUAGUCGUCAGUACUGUGAACGCAUAAACAAAGCUGCAGCUGUGUUUGGGACUCCGCCGAAAGCUGAAUCUUUCCAGCAAAAGGGAACUUCACAUCGGUAAUAGGGCUCACUGUCAAGAAUAAUAAGGUGUCAGCAGCAGGAGCAGCAGCAGUGGCGGUAACUGCAGUGGCCCGGCCAUCCUGAGCCCGUCGGCGCUGGUCCCCGUGCUGGCACCCGUGGUGGCGGCCCCCGUCUGCGACCCGCUGGGAGCCUCCCCUCCUCCCCUCGGUCCCCCCGGAGCCCCAUCCUCUCCGUCGGACGAGAGCCCGCCAGCUGCCCCGAGCCCCGCGAGUCCUGCGCCCGACCCGGGACAGCAGCAGACCCAGCGGAGCCCCGUCAUGGUGGACGUCAGCAAGUGGCCGCUCUUCUCGCUGCUGUCCGCCCAGGAGCUCACCAGCAUACGCCAGGCCUGCGUCUUCGGAACCUCCGCCAACGAGGCCAUCUACAUCACCCAUGACGACGAGGUGUUUGUGGUGGGGCUGAACUGCAGUAACUGCCUGGGCACGGGGGACAGCCAGAGCACCAUCGUCCCCAAGAGGCUCGACUCCCUGUCGGGCAAGAAGGUGGCCAGCCUCAGCUACGGCAGCGGCCCUCACGUCCUACUGUCUACCGAGGAUGGGGAGCUGUUUGCUUGGGGCCAUAACGGUUAUAGCCAGCUGGGCAAUGGCAACACUAACCAGGGAGUGGCGCCCACACUGGUGACACACAACCUGCAGAACAAACGCAUCCGGGAGGUCGCCUGCGGUUCACACCACUCCAUGGCAGUCACAUCUGAAGGAGAGCUGUAUGCGUGGGGCUACAACAACUGUGGCCAGGUGGGCUCGGGCUCUACGGCCAACCAGCCGACGCCUCGCAAGGUGUCCCACUGUCUGCAGAACAAGCACGUGGCCAGCAUCACCUGCGGACAGACCUCCUCCAUGGCCGUCGUGGACAACGGAGAGGUGUACGGCUGGGGCUACAAUGGUAAUGGUCAGCUGGGUUUGGGCAACAAUGGCAACAUGCUGGUGCCCUCUCGCCUGGUGGCCUUGCAGGGCUUCUGUGUGCAACAGAUUUCGUCGGGCUAUGCUCACACCCUGGCGCUGACGGACGAGGGCCUGCUGUACGCGUGGGGUGCCAACACCUACGGCCAACUGGGCACCGGCAACAAGAGCAACCAGCUCAGCCCCGUGCAGAUCAUGACCGACAAGCAGAGAAUCGUGGAGAUCGCGGCGUGCCACUCCACACACACGUCUGCAGCCAAGACCCAGAACGGGGAGGUGUUCAUGUGGGGCCAGUGUCGCGGCCAGGCCCUCAUGCUGCCCCACCUCACGCACUUCUCCUGCACAGACGACGUCUUCGCCUGCUUCGCAACACCCUCCGUCAUGUGGAGGCUGCUCGCCAUGGAGCAAGAUGACUUCCUGACGGUGGCAGAGGCCUUGAAGCAGGAGUUUGACAGCCCGGAGACAGCCGACCUGAAGUUCAGCGUGGACGGACGCUACAUCCACGUCCACAAGGCUAUUCUGAAGAUCAGGUGUGAGCACUUCCGGUCGAUGUUCCAGUCGUACUGGAAUGAGGACAUGAAGGAGGUGAUUGAGAUCGAGCAGUUCUCCUACCCCGUCUACCGCUCCUUCCUCGAGUACCUCUACACCGACACCGUCGACCUGCCACCAGAGGAUGCCAUCGGGCUGCUGGACUUGGCCACGUCCUACUGUGAGAACCGCCUGAAGCGUUUGUGCCAGCACAUCAUCAAGAGGGGCAUCACCGUGGACAACGCAUUUAUUUUGCUCUCCGCAGCUAUACGCUAUGACGCAGAGGACCUGGAGGAGUUCUGCUUCAAGUUCUGUGUGAACCACCUGACUGAGGUGACCCAGACGCCGGCCUUCUGGCAGCUGGACGGACACAUGCUGAAGGAGUUCAUCAGCCGAGCCAGCCGCUGUGGAGCAUUCAAGAACUAACAAGAGCCCACGGCAUGGAAUAACGGGGGAAACCUCCCAUGUGUCAUCAUCCAUCUCCCCCAUCAUCAUCACCAUCAUCAUCCUCCUUCAUCAUUAUUAUCAUCGACACAUGCUGAAGGAGUUGAUCAGCUGAGCCAGCCCCUGUGGCGCCUUCAAGAUCAGAAGGAUCCCCACACAUGUAGUGAUGUGAGGCAAUGAAUUACAGUACGUCGCUCGCAGCCACCUGUAAUCAGUCACUCUUCAUCCUCCUUCAUCAUCAACAUCAUGUUGAAGGUUUCAUCAGCUUGGCCAGCCUCUGUAGGCCUUCAAGUAUUUCAGAGUCCCACCACACAUGGAACUGAGGAGCCCCUCACUUGGGCAGGGGUUCCCAACAUUUUCACACAUGAAAUUUUCACAAAUGUUUUCGGGACCACCUCUGCCCAAUAAACAAUACUGUACAACUCAAAUAAGUAGUCAACAGAAACGCAGCAACAAAUAUUAAACAUUUUAAGACAUUUAUUUCAGUGCCCUCUUGGAAUACCUUCGUGGCCCACAGUUUUCGAAUCACUUCUCCAGUGCAACUAAGGCCCCUAUGUAGUGAACCGUGUUCCCCUCCCAUUCAUAAUGCGUAUAACACACAAAUUUAUCGAUUGAGGGGAUGCAUUUUCCUACACAUCAUUACAAGAUUUUGGCUGAUGUGUGGCCUUGUGGUCGUGUAUGUGUUGGGAUGCGUCGACUAUCUCAGCGCUUCAAAGAUCAUUGAUCUACCUGGCCUCGUUAACCCGUUGUGUUUGAACCUGGGAUUGACAACUUCUCUUUGGUACAGAGAGUGAAAACCUUGACAUAAAUGUGAUCCAGCCAGCUCAGAAUCAGCUGAUCACAUUGAUUUCACUUAGUAGCUGGUCCAGCUGUGACAGGGUUUUCACUUCCUGGAUUCAUGGGAGACCACAUCCUCUUCACCAACUGAAUGCCAGAGGGGUCAUGUAUCGAGUCGAGUCUAUGUAUUCGUGACGGUGUAUGAGUGACUGCAUCUAGUUUAAGAAUCUGUCUUAUGUUACUUUUUACAUCAUCUUUUGAAUUGUACCCCAUCUGGCUCUUUUUUUGUGUUGCUGGUGAAUGUACUUUCCCCCCAUGACGACCACUAUAGGGUAUUAGGUUUUCUUUUUUUCCCUGAUUGAGAGGGUGCUCGUGGUUUGGGUCGGAGAACUUUUUGUUUGCGUGCGUGCGUGCGUGUGUGCGUGCGUCUGCGCGUGUGUGCGUAUUAUCAUGAAGGCUGAGCUUGAGCAGAUGGAGCUAUCAGCCAGACGUUGCUUGGUAUAUAGAUAAUGCUGCUCUCCACAUAUUCCCAUGGAAGUGUUCUUGUGAGGUGAUUAGAGUGGUUUCCAUUCCCUCAUUGCCAGUGUCACUCUCAUCAAGCCUUCCCAACAGCACUUAAAGUUUUUGUUUCGGUAAUGUAAUGUCUUUCUUUGGGACCGUUAUGCCAAGCUGAUAUUUCUCUCCAUUUCUGCAGUGUGUAGAAAUCAAAAAAGAAGUGUGGCUUACCUGUCUAUGAAGGUGCGGUUAGACAUUCUUUUCAUGGAGGAGGUGACCAAAAACAAAGGACUUGUAGCCAUUGCUUUUUACAAGGCAAGAGAGAAACACUCAGGACUUUGACUUGUGUGUUUAUGUCAGAGAUGUCAAUCCUCGAUUUAGAAACUCCCUGCCACAAAUUUGAUCUAACCAGCUGUGAAUCACCUGACUGUAAAGAGUACUCCAGACAGGUGAAGUCACCUGUGUUGGAAGGAAACUGCGACAGGGUUUUUACUUCUGAACCCGGAUUUUGGACAGCUAGGGUGCAUUUCUGGAAACCAUAGUUGUGAACUAUGUUAGCUACUUUGUUGUUUGUAAUGCAAUUUCCCAUUGGCGACUAUGCAAGUUGUUAACCAGUUACAAUGCUUUCAAGAAACACACCCCUGUUUUGAGUCUCGGUUGGAUCAGCAGAGACCAUGAUGAUGGACCAUGUUCAUGUUUACUUGUUGGCACUUUUAGCCCCAGACCUGACCAGAAAUUAAUUUCAGCACAGCCAGAUACCUGAAAUGUAGCUCUGGUGUGUGUGUGUGUGUGUGUGUGUGUGUGUGAAUUUUAUUUUUAACUUUUUUAUUUCCCCCCAAGGGGUAUUCUAGGUCAUACCACUUGCUUUUUCUUCUGCUGAAUUCAAGAAUCGCUUGUUGAAAUGGUUACAUUAGUCUUACUUUUUGGUUACGCGAUUUAAAUCAUAGUGAGCAUUGAUAUUGACACUAAUGCUUUUUAUUUCAUGUGUUCACACGUGAACGCCAACAUGCCGCGCCAUUCUGUUACAGACAUGACUGCUGCUGAGAAGAAUAUUCAAGUAAAAAAAUUACAAUAGUGUACAGUUUUUUUUCUCUUUUUUUGGAACAGAAAAAAUGUAUAUACUGUAUAGAUUUUGCAUUAUUUUGAGCAUAAUCUAUUUUCUUGUUAAAAUCCUAUGUUGUCAACAACCUUGUAUUAAAGGUAAAUAAUAAAUAAAUAAAUGAAACUUGUGUA